UUCUCCAACUGUCCAUUUUUCUGCCACGUACAACAUCAGCUUCGCCACCACUACCAAAUGGCAAUUGUCAAACUCUCUCCCUAAUUUUCUUUCGGCAACUCUAUAAAUUCUCUACAUUUUCGAUCAAUUCCUUUUCUUUUCUUCACUAAUAUGCUCAAAAGACUUCUCAUUUCUCGCCGCUUCAUCUGUCAUUACAAACCCACCUAUAAUUCGGCGAAGAAACCCGACAAUUCGGAAUCCUUUCCAUUUUCUUGGCCGUUAUCGGUGGUUUCUUGCCGGCCCAUCAACUUUUCUAGAGUUCUGGCCAUGGCGGAUGGCGGGUCCCCUAAAACCGCGUCGUCGAAGCCCCAGAAGCACACUAACCGGCUUGCAGCGGAGCACAGUCCUUACCUUCUUCAACAUGCCCAUAAUCCUGUUGAUUGGUAUCCAUGGGGUGAGGAGGCGUUUGCAGAAGCAUCCGUGGAGAAAUCAGGUAACAGCAGAAUCACAAUCAUUGAUUACUGAUAAGCAUUCAAAUUUGAGUGAAAAUUACAGAAUACCAACAUAUGCG
This is a messenger RNA of Salvia miltiorrhiza (redroot sage), 550 nucleotides long. RefSeq lists its product as uncharacterized. The coding region runs from base 151 to 504 and encodes 117 amino acids. The record is from RefSeq and is a predicted model, not a curated record. Gene Ontology annotation, cellular component: chloroplast. NCBI's taxonomy places the organism in Eukaryota, Viridiplantae, Streptophyta, Magnoliopsida, Lamiales, Lamiaceae. The transcript has 2 exons.